Molecule: messenger RNA, 1018 nt
Organism: Prorocentrum cordatum
Lineage: Eukaryota; Dinophyceae; Prorocentrales; Prorocentraceae
Source: the annotation of a GenBank genome assembly
AGACCCUGAACUUCAUCAGCGGUGUUGACAAGAAGUACGAAGUGACCAAUCGGGUAAGCAGCGCGGUGAGCGAGCAGGUCGACAAGGUGAAGGCGUCGUCGCCCAAGGCGGCGGAGAUCAUCGACGGGCUCGACACUGCGGUAAAGACGGUAGACAAGGAGGUCGGCAUCGGAAGUACAUUGAGCAGCGUUGUGACCAGUGGCAGCAGCAUCGCGUCUGAUGUUGUGGACAAGGUCCUCGAGACGAACGGUAAGUACGGCAUCACCGACAAGAUUAAGGACACCAUCGACGACGCCGUCUCCAAGGCUCAGAAGAAGGCCUGAGCCGGCACGAGCACUGGCGCUGGCCCCGGCCCCGCCCCCUCCCCGCAGCUCUUCGUACUCUCAAGUUUUCGUCCAAGAUCCGCCUGUAGGGGGGCACGCCCGACCUAAUGCUGCGGUCAAGAACUGUGGCUUCGCGCGUGCAGUGAACCCGCAUGGGAAGGAUGGGCGCCCUUGCAUCCUUGUCGCGCGUCCUGAUGAUACGGGUGGACCGUAGCGCCGCUUCUGGCCCACCGCGCUUCGGCACAGCACGCGGGCCACUCCUGGGCCCCCGGGGAGCGCCCCCAGCCGCCCGCCACGCGGCAGCGGACGUGGCACGCGAGCCGCUCGCGUCGGAGCGCGUGUCGCCGUGGCCGACGCCGCGGCGCGCGGAGCACGAAAGUUCUUGACCCUAUAUUCCUGCAUAUAUGUAUAUGUAUAUAUAUAUAUGUCCCUGGCAUUUGUGAUGUUGGCUGCGAAGUUUUCCAAGAGCUGGUGAGGCAUUCCACCAGCCGCAGCACAGUGUCUGUACUGCCUCUCUCACCGAUCAAGUUUAAACCAGCAUCAUUUUCUCGCCUCCUAUACCUGAGUAUUUCAAUCGGCCUGCUCCUGGUCCACUUGGACCAAGCGUCAGGCUUGGGCAGUCAUCGAAUCUGGCUAUGCCGAUCGUCUGCGGCAAGCGCUGCAGAAAGGUGGUGAGCACCCUCCAUCGUUGUUAU